Molecule: messenger RNA, 1053 nt
Organism: Frankliniella occidentalis (western flower thrips)
Lineage: Eukaryota; Metazoa; Arthropoda; Insecta; Thysanoptera; Thripidae
Product: COX assembly mitochondrial protein homolog
Exons: 3
Coding region: 136-558 (140 amino acids)
Source: RefSeq, a predicted model, not a curated record
GUUCGAGAUUUGAUCGAGAUACUAGCAGAAGACGUAACCUUACCCUAUUCAAUCACAGAGAUAACAAAAAUAUUCGUAUGCAGAAAUUAAGUAUAUAUUUUCUGUAAUUAAUAAUAACAAUAACUAUAUGAUAGGAUGGGAAACCUGACUAGUUCUGAUCAGCCUAGGACUGACCACGUAUUGCCAAAGCAUCUUGGUGGAGGUCCACUUAAUUUAGGCGACCCAGAUGACAGAUCUUUGAGGAAAGUUGAGAAAGAUAUAUUAAUUCUAAACAUGGUGCGAGAUCGGGUACACAAAGAGAAAUGCUCUGCUGAAGCCGCAAAGUUAGAUAAGUGUGGUGGAGAGGCUGGACUUUUAGUUACUUUUAAGUGCGGAAAGGAAAAGGACGAGCUUAUAGAAUGCUCUAAGCGGUGGUUUCAUGAUGAAGGAUUACGAAAUGAGUGCACCGAAGAAUUUCUGAAACAACGAUCCUAUUAUCGACGCACUGGGAAACCAGGAUAUUUGCACAACCAGGAGGAAAAAGAAACCUCAGGAUUACCACAGUUUGCUGCACAGUGAUUAUAGAUACAUUGUUACUUAGUUUAUUUUCUUCUUUGAUAAAAAAAUAUGACAAAAUGUUUGAUAAAGUUCUAUAAUUUCCCUGUCUCUUACUUUCUCAUAAGUUCUUUAACUUAGACUUACAAGUUUAAAGAAAAAAUAUUGUCUUGAAAUUAAUUGGCUACAAUAUUGCAAAAGAAGACUAGAGUCCCUGAAGAAAAUUCAAAUGGGUUAUCACAAAAUAUCACAAAAAAACUGUUUCAAAUCAUGAGAAGAAUCAAAAGUUAUAUUUUCUGUGACGAGCUUCAAGUAAAUGUUCAGUCAAGAGAGAGAGAACAUCAGCAUGGGUUGGAUCUUCAUCUGAAACAAGCAAACAAGAUAAGUCGGAAGGAGCCAGCAAACUUAAAACAAAAACAAAAAUAUACCCACCAUCGUAAUACAGCAAAUCUACUAAGUGUGUUAAUUGUUUGUCAUCAUCAAUAAGCUUCUGCAAGGUUCGAUAAAAAUUGGAAAUAA